CUAAAGGGUCGAGUCGGUCAUUCGAUAUUUCUGGCGGCUUCUCGUCGAUCGUUUUAAUUACUGGUCGCGUUAUCGAGUUCCUUCCCCGUCGUUGGACACGAUCCUCACUACGUCGCUACGAUCCGUCCCGUUCCAAACCCUAAAAAUCUACGCAGAUCCGGUCGCUUCCUCGGCCUGAAAUUGUAGGAGCAAAAGGAUCGAAGGCCUCAGCUCAUGUCCGUGGAGAGAUCGUUCGAGGCGUGGGAGGAGGUGCAGCGCCAUGGCCUUGACCUCGCGGAUCGCCUUGCCCAGGGUUUCAAUGGCCUCCUCCAGUCUCAUAUCGCUCCCCCUGCCUUUCCCUGGCCUCCCCCCGGCAAAACCGACCCUGUAAUCUCGCCCUCGGCCGUCGCCGCGGAUGGCGUAUCAGCCAUCCUCGCCAUCGGCAACCGCCUCGGCCAGGCCGGCGCUGAGUUGGGCGACGGUAUCAACGGGGUUGUGCAGCAGUUCUUCCGGAAUCUACCUGUGCCCUUUUGGCAUGAGGAGGAUGAGAGACGGGCGGCUCAGCUAAGGUUGGAUCUUGAUAGUGCUAGGAGGAGGGACGAGGCCGUGGAGAUGCGAUGCAGCAGUGCUUCUGCAUCUGCUUCUGGUUACGAGGAGAUCGGAUUGACUGCAGAACAGUUUGGCGGUGGGGGAUUUUUGGAGCCGCUGGCAGCAACGGAAGGAGUUGAUGAUUCGGAAGAUGAGGACAGACUUGAGUUUGAUUUGAGUACUUCUAGAUGCUUCAGAAAGCCUCAGGGGAUCAUUAAUAUUACAUCAAUGUACAAUAGUAGGACCAAUGAAAUUGAAAGUUCAUUGGUGGCAAGGGGAGAUCUUUGGAGAGUGGAGGCAUCACGCAGCGGUUCUUCUUCAAGGAAUGAUAGUUCACCUCCUUUUCUUAUCCAGCUUGGACCACUACUUGUUGUUCGGGAUACAACAUUUCUUUUGCCUGUUCAUUUAUCAAAGCAGCACUUGCUGUGGUAUGGUUAUGAUCGGAAGAAUGGAAUUCAUUCCGUUUGUCCAGCUCUAUGGUCAAAGCAUAGGCGAUGGUUAAUGAUGUCGAUGAUCUGUCUAUAUCCAUUUACUUGUACAUUCAUGGAUUUGCAAUUCCCAAAUGGUCAACUGACAUAUGUGGCUGGUGAGGGCCUGACGACUAGUGCUUUUCUUCCUGUUCUUGGUGGGCUGCUUCAGGCUCAAGGUCAUUAUCCAGGAGAAACAAGAUUCAGCUUCUCUCGCAAGAACAAAAGUGGAACCCGCAUCACACCAAUGGUGCAGUGGCCUGAUAAAUCGUUUUCACUUGGGUUUGUACAAGAUUUAGCUUGGAAGAGAUCUGGUCUAAUUCUACGUCCAACCAUUCAACUCAGUUUAUGCCCAACUUUUGGUGGAAACAAUCCGGGACUGCAAACUGAGCUCACCCAUUCUCUAGAGGAGCGACUUAGUUUAAGUUGUGGUUAUUCUCUUACAACGCACCCAUCUGCUUUUGCAUCUGUUGCUUUUGGGAGAUCCAAGUGGAAUGGAAGUGUUGGAAAGACUGGUGUAGUUAUUAGAGCAGAAAUCCCACUAAGCUCGGUUGACAGGCCGGUCUUCUCCGUCCAGUUGAACAAUGGUAUGGAGUUCUGAUCUUUCUUCAGGUCAAUUGCAUAGUGACUAUGUACAUAAAGUCACUGACAAAGAUCUAUUUAGAAGACAUGAUAUUCCAAUGCACAGAAAAGUACUUUUCUGCAAUGUUUCAUAAAACUGUAAAACCAAACUGUUAGUGGAAAAUUCACUAGUCCAAGGCUUGAGCCCUUUUUUGUAGUCUGUUGUCGUGUCUAUAAAAUUGUUUGUAAAAGACUGUUGUCUCACACUCAAUGCGUACCAUACCAACAAGAUGAAAUCUUACUCCA
Zingiber officinale is the source of this 1901-nucleotide messenger RNA. RefSeq lists its product as uncharacterized. NCBI's taxonomy places the organism in Eukaryota, Viridiplantae, Streptophyta, Magnoliopsida, Zingiberales, Zingiberaceae. The record is from RefSeq and is a predicted model, not a curated record. Bases 214 to 1635 code for a protein of 473 amino acids. The transcript is spliced from 7 exons.